CAAAUAUCAACAAGACAAGUCGACUUUUUUUAUCACAAUUCUCACUGUAUAGCAAAACAGAAAAUAAAAAAAUCUGCACAGGAGAACCUCAGGCAAUGCGUCGUAGAGACAUAUUUUUUGUUAUAAAUACGAAGAUGCAAGUUCAAAUGAUGAACAGACAGUGAUUAGCACUGUUGCAUUCAAGUGGUCUAACAAUUUGGAGUCUUUGAAAGUGCUUUGACCAUGCGAUUGUACUCGUUUCGUGGUUCUUUGAUUUUCAUAAUUUUAUUUUGGAUAAGUGGAAGUGGUGAAUGUUUGUCACCUAAAUAUGUGAACUCUCAACAAUUCAAACAGUUUACGAUCUACAAGAGAUGUAUGGAAAAGUAUUUAGUUCCAACAUGGAAACUCCUCGGUCCAGCAUAUAACGGAUCAUUCUAUGUAACUCUCAACUUCCGAUUUAAUCAGCUGUUUGAAAAAGCACAUCCUAUCGCCAUUGUUACACCUACUGAAACUCGAGACGUUCAAGCUGCCGUUAAAUGUGGUGUUAAGACUAGCAUUCCACUUGUGCCGAUUUCCGGUGGUCAUUCGUACGCUGGAUUAUCGAUCGGUUCAAACCAUUCAAUUGUUAUCGACUUUUGUUACAUGAAUGCCAUAACAAUAAAUCGUAAAAAACAAACCGUCACCGCUGAAUCUGGUACAUUAAUAGGUCAAUUGUAUGGUACACUUUGGGAGCAUGGUAAAUUAGGUUCUGCACUUGGUAUUUGUGCAACGGUUGCAAUAGGUGGACUUGUACUUGGCGGUGGUAUUGGCUAUUUUUCAGCGCUCUAUGGACUCGUCAUAGACAAUCUCUUGGAAAUAAAUAUGGUGGAUGCACGGGGCAACUCAGUUCAGGUCGAUCGAAAUCACAAUGUGGAUUUGUGGUGGGCCAUGCGUGGUAUUGGAUCGGGGUACAUAGGAUUAGUGACCAGCGUUAAAUUGAAGGCAUUCAGGGCCGAUGAGCUUGAAUUAAUAUUUGUGCAAAUGAAAUACCACAACAGAAGUUUUAAAACGGUCAUGGGAAGUUACAUAAAAUGGCUAGAUUGGACGAAAAAAAAUGAUCCGAGCAUCGCUUCUGUUAUAGCAAUAAGGGGCGAUGACUAUAACAAUCCAUAUGACUCAGUAUGGCCUGGCAUAGAAGUUCAAUUACUACAAGUGAAAGAUCCUAGAAUCAAAUGGACUGGGAACCCAGCUUUCUUAAAUGCAUCGCGACACAUUUUUCCUAAACCAAUUGAGUACAACGUUACAUAUCCCAGUUUCGGCGAAUUUGUCGUGACCAACAACCACACUGUGGAAUAUGGAAACAUGGAAAAGUGGAUACCAGAUACAAUCAAAAGUAAAUUCGAUUAUCUGUCAUCGAUUACCAAAGAUAAGGCCAGGCCCCGCCACUUUUAUGCCAAGUCAUUCUAUGUUAAAAAACGAUACCGUGCCGAGCAUUUGUUGCUAGCAGAAAAAGUUUUGCUGGAAAUUCCGAAUGACAGUUGCGGUAUUUGGAUCAAUUCCGAACAAGGAGCUGUUGCUAGACACCAAUCUAAUGAAUCAUCCUACGUUCAUCGUGACGUUCUAUUCAAUUUCAAGAUCUACCACAAUGGCAAUAACGUCGAUCACAUUGCGCCAAGCCAAAAGUGGAUCAAGAAAUUCUAUAAAUCCGUUCAUUUUCUCGAUAGCGGCGAAACAUAUCAGAACUAUCCGGAACGGGGUUUGAGAAAUCAUUUACACAGAUAUUACGGAUCGAAUUUGAAAAGGCUAAUUGAAAUUAAGAGGAAAUGGGAUCCGGACGGUUAUUUCAAUUCGGAACAGUCGAUUCCUAUCCAUUAA
Bradysia coprophila is the source of this 1833-nucleotide messenger RNA. Its product is annotated as putative FAD-linked oxidoreductase YgaK. Gene Ontology annotation, molecular function: oxidoreductase activity; FAD binding. NCBI's taxonomy places the organism in Eukaryota, Metazoa, Arthropoda, Insecta, Diptera, Sciaridae. The record is from RefSeq and is a predicted model, not a curated record.